Molecule: messenger RNA, 1047 nt
Organism: Parnassius mnemosyne (clouded apollo)
Lineage: Eukaryota; Metazoa; Arthropoda; Insecta; Lepidoptera; Papilionidae
Source: the annotation of a GenBank genome assembly
AUGUCGGGUCGUGUUAGGAAGCAGUCGGACUGCCCUGUAAGCAAGCAAGGUCCUAUGAGGGCAACUCUACCAGUGUCCUCGGUGAUGAAACAAAGUGGUGGCUUAAAGAAAAACGCUGGUAAUAGUCCAACAUUGUCACCUACAAAUGUCUGGCGUCGAAUAUCACCAGAUCAUGCACUUUCUGGUCAGCGAAGUCCUGGAGCAGUCAACUAUAAGGGCAAAGGACGGUUUGGUGCUAGUGUAAUCAGGCGCACAGCAUCACUUGACACCUUAUAUCACAAAGGACAAUGGUCUAGAGAUUAUUAUCUGCAUGCAGGUCAUCUACAAGUUGAUAAAUCAACUCAAACUGAUGAAGGUGGUGGAGCAUCUGGUCGUUCAUCCCGUGGUGCAGAAGAUGAUAAACUGGAUCGUUUUUUGCGCAGUCGCCUUCAGAGACCACAUAAACCCUCUGCAUCUGGAGAUAACUCUGCCCACUCAAUGAGUCCUGGAUUCUGGUCUCGUUUUGCAACUGGGAGUGUACCGCUUAGGGCAGCUCGCUCAUCAGUUGAAGGUCUAAAUCAAGAAAUUGAGCGACUUGUUCUAUGCCCGGCCAGUGGCACUCAAACUCCUCAUCUUGAUCGGUUACGAGAUAAGGUCACACCAGAAGGUCAUCGCGCUCCACUGGCCGAGCUACUGAGACGCUCCGUCAACACACAAACUCCACAUGAUCUUUGUCAUACGGCCCAUUCCUCAGAUCCACCAUCACGGGGCUCACUCUCCAGCGCUGGUUCCACAGAACUACUGGCAGCAGGUGGGAGUGUUUGUUCAUCUCCUGAUCUAGAUGGAGCAAAGCUCGGGACGUCUCCUCAAAUAAACCGUUUCUUGGCUCGCGAACCCCCCGAUGGUUGUGAGAAGGUUAAUUUAAAAGCUGGCGAAGGCGCGCAUACGGAACCAUUGUCGGUGAUGAAGCCAACAGUACAUGGGUUUACGUUACGGCCGUCGCUGGGCUCAGCGUUCCAGCCGCUGCAGCCCGCGCCGCCCUCCCCGCCCGCCCCCACCCCCCACUGA